UUAAAAUUGCAUUAUUUUUGGUCUAUCUUUUUCUCGAGUGCUAUGUUCUCUCUUUUCAUUUCUAAAUUUUUCCAAUCCCCACAGGCCUAUAAAUAAACGCUUCCAAAACUUGGAUUGCAGGGCUUAUUCACAGUUACUGUUGUAUGGGGUGGCUUUUGACUCCCCCCGACUUAUUAUAUCCUUCACUCCCUAUCUAUAUAUAAUAUCCAACCCCCACUCUCCUUUCUCUGCUACCUUACAAUUACAACCCUCCUAGCCUCUCUCUCUCUCUCUCUCUCUUUGGUGGUGUCAGAAAAGAACCAACAUGGAAGCACCAGAAGAACUCUCUUUGGGGGGCUCAAAAGAUCACACCAACAUUGUCAAAGGAAAAAGAACCAAAAGGGUAAGGCCACAAUCCCCUAUGCCAUUCUCCAUCACCUCCAAUUCUUCCACCGGAGAAGGAGAAAAAGAAGAAGGUUGCAACAACGGUGAUGAUGACAACAACAACAUGAAAAAUGAAGAUAUCAAUAACAUCAACAGCUCUCCCACCUCUUCUGCAGGAUUACAAGACAGCACAGAUGAAGAGGAGGACAUGGCGAAUUGCCUCAUCCUUCUAGCUCAAGGGCAAUCACGGGAAUCCCCGAAACACGCGGAGGAGGACGCCGGCAUGAACUCCGCCAAGUACAGCAGUAGAAAAUUCUUGGAAGCUGCUACCUUGGGGUCUAGCAGGGCAGGGUACUAUGUCUAUGAAUGCAAGACAUGUAACAGAACCUACCCUUCAUUUCAAGCACUUGGAGGCCACAGGGCCAGUCACAAGAAGCCUAAGGCAUUGAUGGCUAUUGGCCUAGAGAAGAAACAGCAACACCUUUUGUCAUCAGAUGAGGAAGAGUUUCAAUUGAAGACCAAUAAGUCACCAUUUUCCCUUCAAUUGAAUACAAAGGGGAAUUUGUACAGCAACAACAACAAGUCCAAGGUGCACGAGUGCUCCAUCUGUGGUGCUGAAUUCACAUCGGGACAGGCAUUGGGUGGCCACAUGAGACGCCACCGCGCUCCGGUCGGAACCACCACCCCCGCCACACUCUCCUUCACCCCAUUGGCUUUGGAACCAGAAGAAGAUCACCCCAGAAAGAAAAGGAAUGUGUUGAAUUUGGAUUUGGAUCUCAACCUUCCUGCCCCAGGAGAUGAUCAUAGAGAAUCCAAGUUUGCCUUCGCAUCCAAGCAACAACAACAACAACAUCAACAACCACAACAACAGCAACAGCCACAAACAAGUCUUGUCUUCCCCGCACCAGCUUUGGUGGAUUGCCAUUACUAACAAGGUUUUAGAUUGGCAUUUCCCAAGAUGAUCACAAAACAAAACCGGGGUUAAUGUGCAAGUUUAGCGAUACGGUUGUCGUCUGAUUUGAUUUUUUUUCUUUAUUUCUUUUUUGAUAAUCAAAAUUUACUUUACAUGAUUCUUUUGAUUCUUUGUAAACUUGAUGAAGCCAUGGCCCAUGGUGAUUAAGGGUGAGCUCAGUUGUUUAUUGGAGAAAAGUUUUAAUAUUUUCUCUGCAAAGACCUCUCCAACUCAUGGAUAGCGCAUGUUGGGGUAUCUUUUUUUCACUUCUUUUUUCAUUGGUGUUAGGCCAGCCAAAGAAUGUGAUGUAUUAUGACUGCAGAGAGAAAGAGAGGCAGAGAGGGUGUUGGUAGUGGUACUAUCCAAAAAAGUCUUUGUUUAAGUUUCAUUGUUUUGUCCACAAGAAAACAUUAAACACAACAUUUUUUUUCUA
Molecule: messenger RNA, 1748 nt
Organism: Glycine soja
Lineage: Eukaryota; Viridiplantae; Streptophyta; Magnoliopsida; Fabales; Fabaceae
Product: zinc finger protein ZAT5-like
Exons: 1
Coding region: 305-1294 (329 amino acids)
Source: RefSeq, a predicted model, not a curated record